Messenger RNA from Ipomoea nil (Japanese morning glory), 1797 nucleotides. Its product is annotated as la-related protein 6C-like. Gene Ontology annotation, cellular component: nucleus. The record is from RefSeq and is a predicted model, not a curated record. The transcript is spliced from 10 exons. Gene Ontology annotation, biological process: RNA processing. NCBI's taxonomy places the organism in Eukaryota, Viridiplantae, Streptophyta, Magnoliopsida, Solanales, Convolvulaceae. The coding region runs from base 205 to 1503 and encodes 432 amino acids. Gene Ontology annotation, molecular function: mRNA binding.
UACUAAACUGGAGGAGAGGAGAUUCACAAAAAACCAACUUCUCCGCUCAACCGAUAAACGACAUUCUCUUCUCAACACAGGCAUCCUGCGAGAGCGACACCCUGUUCAAUGAAACCAAACCCACAUUCAACCAAAAACAUCAUUAACAAAUCUCCAAAGGAGAAACAGAUUUUAAAUCAAACUUUACCUUAAAAAAAGCAUGCCAUGGCGCAAAUGAAGAGACCUGAGAAAGAGGUGGUUUCCUGCACUAAGAAUGCUCAGGAAAUGGAAAGCGUGAGAGGAAAUGAUCAGGGCAAGAAGAAAAUGGGCGGUAGUAGUGUCAGUAUUGGCAGCACAAGCAGCAGCGCCGGCGGCGUUGGCGGUGGCGGCGGUGGCGGUUGUUUCAAAUUAAACGUCCAUGCUCCAGAAUUCGUUCCUAGAACGUUUACCCAAAUCCCAGUUUCGGGAUAUUACUACCCAUAUUCGCAGUACCAAGAUUGGAUUUAUGUUGGUGAUCAAGAUUCAUUCCCCUUUUUCGACAAUAAAAAUGUUGUCUUGCCUCAGGACCGGAAGGAGGAACUCCCUGAAGAAGUCAGGCUAAAGAUCAUCAAACAGGUGGAGUACCAGCUAAGUGACAUGAGCUUGCUUGCCAACGAGAACUUGGCCAAACAAAUGAGCAAGGAUCCUGAGGGCUAUGUUCCUAUAACUUCUGUCGCCUCUACCAAGAAGAUCAAGUCUCUUCUUAGUAAUAAACCUAUGCAAGUGCUUGCUCAAGCGCUCCGGUCCUCAUCAAAGCUGACUGUGAGCAAUGAUGGCAAGAAGGUUAAACGAAAACAACCCUUCACUGAUAAGGACAAAGAGGAGCUGCAGUCCCGUACUGUUGUGGCUGAGAAUUUGCCUGAUGAUCACUCCCAUCAUAACAUUGAGAAGAUAUUCAAUGUGGUUGGAAGUGUGAAAACCAUCAGAGUAUGCCAUCCCCAAGAUUCCAAUUCUUCUGCUUCAAAGGGAGAACAUUUCAUUAGCAAUAAGCUCCACGCUUUGAUAGAGUUUGAGAGUCCUGAAAUAGCCGAGAAAGCUGUGGAGAGGUUGAAUGACGAAAAGAAUUGGCGAAAGGGGUUAAGAGUAAAGAUGUUACUUAGGCGCUCACCAAAGUCUGUUUUAAAGAACAGGAAAUCGGAUUUUGAUGGCUAUUUAGACGACGAUGAGCUAUCAGAAGAUACCCCGCAACCUAUUCAACCUGCAGAGCCAGCUAAUGACACUAACAAUAUUGCUGAAGAGAGCUCGAGUGCAUCAAAGAAGGGAUGGGGAAAAGCCCGAGUGAAACUCAGGCAGCAAAGCUUGAGUUACAGUGCCCGUGGCCUACUUUCUGCCUCGCCACAGCCUAACUGCCAUGUCCAAUCUGAGGGACCCGCUAAGCCGAUUGUGAAGGUGCCAAGAAUGCCAGAUGGAACCCGAGGCUUCACAAUGGGACGGGGAAAGCCACUCGGGGCAUCUGCUCCGUCCAGCUUAUCAUGCAUCGUCUGAUCUUAUGCACCGUUCAACUUUGCUCGAUCCAAUCCCGCUUAGCCUAGAAGGUAUAGCGUGUGUGUAUGUUUGCAGAUAAUAAUGGCGUUUCUCGCCAUUUUUUUAGUAUCACAGAAUCAUUCAAAUGUAUAGUAUUAGAAAUGUAGUAUUCACAUUAGGUCUCAGAAACCAACAAAAGCUCGUGGCUGCUGAUAUAUCGCCUAGCUUUUGUUUCAUUGUUCUAUAUAUUACUCAUCUUACUGUUCUAAUUAUUCAAAUUUAGGAUUUCUCUUCAAUAAUAUGUUUUUGUUUCUC